UUUCAAACUGACAGGACGCCAGAAGACAAACAGAACAGUAUUGAGUGUAACAAGGAAAAUAUUGUAUUUUCUUGUAGGAAAAAAAGUGUCUUGGCAGAUUGCUCUGAAGUGUAAACUGCAGAACCAGAAAUAUGGACCUUCUUGCAAGGUUAAUGCUACAAUUGUUGUGCAUACAAGAGAUUUAUUUUCCUGUACUUGGUGAUGUCUGGAAGGUUAAAGUUCUUCCCCAAAUGGAUGCUCUGACCAGUUCCUGUGUGGUGAUACCUUGUACUUUUCAAUAUCCUGGUGAAAGGAAGUCUUCUGCACGAGUGAGAGCUAUUUGGGAAGCAAAAGACAGCACAAGAAGUAACCCAAAAUACAUCUAUCACAAUGACGUAACACAAGUGAUGGAUAGUUUUCAAACACGCACAAGGAUAGUUGGAAAUUUAGGGGAUCAAAAUUGCACCUUGGAGAUUGAUAAAGUUCAAACCCAUGAUGAUGGACCAUUCUGUUUCAGGGUUGAAUUAGAAAAUACAGACAAAUAUUCUUUUACGGAUAACUGUGUAACUUUUCAAUUUAAGGAAAAUCCUGAAAAACCUGUCUUGGUUCAUGAUGCAAAAGCUUAUGAGGGAAGUGCCUAUGGGGUCACUUGUACAGUGAAGCACACCUGUCCUACACACCCCCCUAAUCUCACUUGGAGCCGUGAUGAUGCAAAGCCUGUUGUUUAUCACAAAAAUAAUGGCUUUGGCAAUUGGGAAGUGACAUCCUUGCUGACAUUUGUACCUUCAGCCAAUGACCAUGAUGAGGAUUUAAGCUGCACUGCUCACUUUUGGGGACAGAGGACAGAAGUGAACUCUAUGACUUUAAAUGUGAAACAAAAACAGAACUUCCUGCACAUUAUAGUCCCUGUUAUCGCUGUGGUGCUGAUAGCUUUGAUACUUGGGGGUCUAUACAAGUGGAGGAGGACUCAAGACAAAGAACGUCCAGAGAUUCCUGAGCGUCCUUCACGCCAGCCUCACGACAGAGAACCCGAGCACCCCUCACGCCAGCCUCACAACAGGGUCUCUUUCUGGAACAGAAUUUCAUAUAGGCAACAGAAGAAUUCUGGUGGCAGGCAGCCUCCCGUCAAUCACAAAGUUAAUAAUGUAGACUUAAGCAGUGGAAAGUGCCAGACAAAUAAAGUUUCCAAACCACCUUUCCCUUCUCCUAAAAAAAUCGACAAGAAACCUGUUUUUUUUCCAGACAGUCAGUGUGAUUUUUCCAGGCACAAUGUUGGAUAUACAGAGGAAGAUGAUGACAUUCCUGAUUAUGAGAAUUCUGCGACUAUGGGAACCAGUUAUGACAACAUUUAUGCCAACAUGUAGAUGGGCAAGAACUUUCAAGAAGAAAGAUUAGAACCGACAAUCAAACUGUUUCCAGCUCACAAAAAUAAAUCACCAAGAGAUUAUUUUUUUGUCAUCAUUCUACUUCUACUUUAGCAUUCAACUGUCUAGAUAUUCCAUGAGAUAUUUUAAAAUGUUAACCUGUGUAACUACUGUAUGUACAUACCUACGUUAUGUUUGCCUUGCAGAGAGAACUGUGUAUCUAUGAUCAUGUCCUAAAAUUCAUAGACUAAUAGGUAUAUUAGUUACCUCAGAACUCACCAGAACUACAGGUAAAGAUGGGCUGUAGGUGUUUAGAACUCUUUCCAUUUGCUGCACAGAAAAAACAUCCUGUAUUGAAGCUUCCUUCCAAUCCAUGAACAAUUAAUAGAAGAUAUUGUACAAUGCUCUAACACUUUACUAAUCAUAUUGUUAUAAAAACUGUAUUGUGAAGAAUUAGUAUUUUGGUAACCUGUGCUAAAUAAAUUAA
This is a messenger RNA of Lepisosteus oculatus (spotted gar), 1830 nucleotides long. The record is from RefSeq and is a predicted model, not a curated record. NCBI's taxonomy places the organism in Eukaryota, Metazoa, Chordata, Actinopteri, Semionotiformes, Lepisosteidae.